GAGUAACAAGAACUUUUCAAUUCGCUUCGUAGAGCAAUAAUAGAAGUUUCCUCAAGACGAUAAUAAUAAGACAAACAAUCCAAGUUGAUAAAUAAGCAUGCCAAAAUUGCAUAUUGACUGUUUCAUCAGAAUAUGAAGUAUUCUAAACAGUGUGAUUAUCACCACAAGUAAAGCCGGUCUGAGGCUAUAUUUGAAAAAUAAACAAACCAACUACUGGGCAAUCCGCCCCAGCUUGGUUAGCUGGUAUUCACUGUCUUCUUCUGCUUUGGAAUUUAAACCCAUAAUUCGUUUAUUCUCAAUUGAAUAACUUAUAAACUACCUUCACUCCAGCAGGAAAAUAGUGCAAAGGUAUGUAUAACUAACUCAAGCACACCAAUAUAGAGAGAAGAGAAGGGCACUACACUAUACCAAAGUUACUAACCUCGUUUUCGCCAUGAAAAAGAUGUGUCCUUUCUCCCUUCUUAUUCUUCUGGCUCUAUCAAUAUAUGGCCCCAACUUAAUCAAUGCUGAUGCACUGGGUCCAACGCAACCACCUAUUUUCAUACUAGGGGAUUCAACAGCAGAUGUUGGAACUAACUCUUACAUCCCUGACUGCAAUGCAACAGCUAACUUUCCUCAUAAUGGCAUCGAUUUUGUUAAAUCAAGGCCAACUGGAAGGUUCAGUAAUGGCCUCAACAGUGCUGAUCAUCUUGCAAGGCUUUUUGGAUACAAUAGUAGCCCACCACCCUUUCUAUUUCUUCACAGCCUGAAAUACGGUCUUCAAUCGGGUAUAUAUCGAGGUGUAAAUUUCGCAUCAGGAGGUUCUGGUCUCCUUGAUGAAACUGGUUUACAGCUGAAUGUCCUGAACUUGCCUCAGCAGAUCAACCAAUUUGUCACUGUACGCAGAAAUUUGACUGCUGCACUUGGUCCUGAAUUAACAGAAGCAUUUCUCGCAAGAUCUUUGUUCUGCAUCAGUACCGGAAGCAAUGACAUCUUUGUUUAUUUCAAGACCAGAAGUACAAUGCCUAAAGAAGAGUUUAUCAACCUACUCAUGGAAGCGUAUGAGAACCACAUAAAGACUUUGUACAGCCUCGGAGCACGGAAGUUUGGCAUCAUAAGUGUGCCACCAAUAGGUUGUUGUCCAGCCAACAGACUUUUGAAUGGGACAAGGUGUUUCGAGCCCAUGAAUGAUUUUGCCAGAUGUUUCCAUUCAGCUCUUGACAAGCUAAUGUGCAAGCUAAGCUCAGAGCUACACGGGAUGAAGUAUGCUCUUGGGGACACAUACAAAAUGACCAUAGACGUCAUAGAUAAUCCACGUCCCUUCCACUUCAAAAAUGUGGACACAGCCUGCUGUGGACAUGGAACACUAAACGCCGAAGGAAUUUGUAAUGCAACAGCUAGUCUCUGUUCAGAUCGCAGACAGUACAUAUUCUGGGAUUUGUUCCACCCUACUCACGCUGCUGCACGGUUGGCAGCUAACACACUUUAUGGUGGUCCAACACUCUAUGUUUCUCCAAUUAACUUUGCUCAGCUGGCUGCAGAAAAUUAGUGUCAUUAAACCUACUGAAUGAAUGUCACAGAUUGUUACUUUCUCCUCUCAGACUCUCUUUUAUACUUCCAAUAAGUUCUAUCAGUGGUUCCUCUGCCUUGGAGGAUUUGGCAUCUUUCACGUUAUGUGUGAUGUUAUAUGUAGUCAUUCCAUGCAUCUAAAUAUUAUUUGAGACUUCAGAGGA
Messenger RNA from Capsicum annuum, 1712 nucleotides. RefSeq names its product GDSL esterase/lipase At5g55050. The transcript is spliced from 5 exons. Gene Ontology annotation, molecular function: hydrolase activity, acting on ester bonds. Lineage: Eukaryota; Viridiplantae; Streptophyta; Magnoliopsida; Solanales; Solanaceae. Bases 434 to 1528 code for a protein of 364 amino acids. The record is from RefSeq and is a predicted model, not a curated record.